This is a messenger RNA of Rhodofomes roseus, 1314 nucleotides long. RefSeq names its product isoprenoid synthase domain-containing protein. The coding region runs from base 138 to 1145 and encodes 335 amino acids. The record is from RefSeq and is a predicted model, not a curated record. The transcript is spliced from 5 exons. Lineage: Eukaryota; Fungi; Basidiomycota; Agaricomycetes; Polyporales; Fomitopsidaceae.
GGGGCUCCAUUGGCUCCAUUCAGGGAUCCAAACACCGGCACGCCUAUCCAGCGUUAGUGUCGUGGCUUUCGUGUCCAUAUAAAAACUGGGACUGUUGUCAGGUUUUCAGCAUACUCGACCUCACCAAGUGCCCCGCCAUGUCUUCGUCUCCUCGCUACUUCGUCCUCCCUGACCUCUUCGCUCUCUGCCCCUUCAGGCCUUCUACAAGCCCCCACUACGCCAAAGCCGCAGCGGAGUCAUCAGCAUGGAUCAACGCUUACAAUGUCUUCACCGACACAAAGCGGGCCUACUUCAUCCAGGGGUGCAACGAGCUACUCGUCUCCUACACCUACCCGAACGCCGACUACGAACAAUUCCGCACCUGCUGCGACUUCGUAAACCUUCUGUUUGUCGUCGAUGAAGUCAGUGACGAGCAGAACGGUGCCGACGCCCGUUCCACUGGCGAAAUUUACCUGAAGGUCAUGCGUGACCCGACCUGGGACGACGGCUCCACCUUGGCUAAAAUGACCAGAGAAUUCAGGGCCCGGUUGAUUCAAUUCGCGGUCCCGGGCUGCAUGCGCCGCUUCUUGAAACAUUGCGAGGACUACAUCGACGCAGUGGCUAAAGAGGCCGAGUACCGCGAGCGCGGAGUGGUCCUCGACAUGGCCUCCUUCGAAACGCUGCGCCGUGAGAACAGUGCCAUCCGCCUGUGCUUCGGCCUGUUUGAAUUCUGCUUCGGUCUCGACCUCCCGGACGAAGUCUUCAAUGAUCCGACGUUCAUGGCUUUGUAUUGGGCUGCUGCGGACAUGGUUUGCUGGUCCAACGACGUCUACUCCUACAAUAUGGAGCAGGCGAAGGGCAUCGGCGGAAACAACAUUGUCACAGUGCUCAUGCACGACAAGGGCGUCGACUUGCAAACCGCUGCCGAUCUUGUGGGAGAUCAUUUCAAGGCCUUCAUGGCCCGCUUCCUGGAAGCCAAGUCCCAGCUCCCUAGCUGGGGCCCUGCCGUCGACCGGGCGGUCCGCAAGUAUACAACGGCCAUGGAGCAUUGGGUCGUUGGCAAUUUGGAGUGGAGCUUCGAGACUCAACGCUACUUCGGGCCGUUACACACUGAAAUCAAACGCACUCGCGUCGUGCGCGUACGCCCUCGGGAGAUAGAUUGUUAAGUGUCGCCUCCCUCCGACGCGCCGCUGUCAAGCCCUGAAAGCCUGAUACGGCGUGACAUACGCAUGUCGUAUUUAUUGUGUCCCAGCGUCCUGAUCUGCAUCUUGAAUACGUAUUAUACUUCCCACUAGUUCCACACAAAUGAAAUGCUAUGCUUUCAUUGAAAUGCUC